Messenger RNA from Spodoptera litura, 5046 nucleotides. RefSeq names its product BTB/POZ domain-containing protein 2-like. The record is from RefSeq and is a predicted model, not a curated record. Gene Ontology annotation, biological process: neurogenesis. Gene Ontology annotation, molecular function: protein binding. Gene Ontology annotation, cellular component: cytosol; P-body. Lineage: Eukaryota; Metazoa; Arthropoda; Insecta; Lepidoptera; Noctuidae.
CUGUCAAAAAUUGUUCGAAACAUCUUUCUUAGUGCUGUGAUAAACAACAAUUGAGGCUAAUUACUACAACAAAUCACUAUAAAUUGUAUCUCACACCUACAUUUUUAUACACACAUCUGAUUUCAAACAAAAACGACUUGUUUCUGGCACGUCCAGCGCUUUGUGUAAUGUGUGAUAAUUGAAAAUCCGCGCGUUAUGGCAUCUGGUUCCAAAAACGAUAUAGUUAAUAGAUUACUUAACAUAAGAUUAGAUGAUGGAGGUGGUGGAGAUGAGCCGCCGCCGCAGAACAUGCUCCCGUCCAACCAGCAGGCGCGGCAGCUCGGGCAAAUACAAGAGGAAGACAACGGAGAAGUGAGCGAGCCAGCCCCCUCAUCCGCCGCGAUAGAGAACCCUCAACCAAUUAAUAACACUGGCGGCCGCCUGCACAACUGGCAGGCGACGAAGACGACCGUCAAGGAUAGGCUGUCGUUCCUCUUUAACAAUGAAAUUCUAAGUGACGUGCAUUUCAUCGUCGGCAAAGACGCCAACCAGCAAGUGAUACCGGCGCACAAGUUUGUGUUGUCCGUGGGCAGCGCGGUGUUCGACGCCAUGUUCAACGGAGUGCUGGCCACAAAGUCUGAUGAGGUAGAGCUGCCUGAUGUGGAGCCCGCAGCCUUCCUACAUUUGCUAAAGUUCCUAUACUCAGACGAGGUGCAGAUUGGGCCAGAGAGUGUGAUGACGACACUAUAUACUGCCAAGAAGUAUGCUGUGGCUGCACUGGAAGAGCAUUGUGUUGAUUUUUUAAAAAGUAAUUUGGGAACUGAUAAUGCAUUUCUGUUAUUAACUCAGGCUCGGUUGUUUGAUGAGCCACAGUUGGCCUCUUUGUGCCUGGAAAUUAUAGAUAAGAAUACUGCUGAUGCAUUAAAUGCUGAGGGCUUCACAGAUAUUGACCAAGAUACACUAAAUGCAGUUUUGGAGAGGGAUACUCUACGCAUCAGAGAGGCUAAAAUCUUCUCAGCAGUAAUCCGCUGGUCGGAAGCAGAAUGCAUAAGAAGACAGUUACCAGUUACACCUUCCAACCAAAGGAUGGUUCUUGGAAGAGCAUUCAACGCCAUCAGAUUUCCCCUAAUGUCGGUAAAAGAAUUUGCCAUGGGUCCUGCGCAAAGUGGUCUCCUGGAUGACCGGGAGAUUGUACAACUGUUCCUAUACUUUACCGUGAAUCCUAAACCUAAUGUUGGGUUCCUAGAUGCCCCAAGGUGUUGUAUGACUGGCAAAGAACUGACGGUGAACAGGUUUCCCCAGACAGACUCCAGGUGGGGAUACUGCGGAACUACUGAUAGGAUUAGGUUUACAGUUGAUCAGAGAAUUUUUGUAGUCGGCUUUGGACUGUAUGGAUCGUAUUAUGGGCCGACGGAGUAUGAGGUGCAUUUACAGAUUGUCCAUUUGGCGACGAAAAAAGUAUGCGGUUCAAAUACGACGACUUUAUGCUGCGACGGUACAGACGACACUUUCCGCGCCAUGUUCAAGGAGCCAGUAGAGAUCCUACCCAACACUUCCUAUAUAGCCUGUGCUAAACUUAAGGGCACCGAUUCUUACUACGGUACAAAAGGCCUUCGGUGGGUAACAGUCGACUGCAAUAACGGUGAGAAGGUCGUAUUCCAAUUCUCUUACGCUGCCGGCAAUAAUAACGGCACCUCCGUAGAGGACGGCCAAAUACCGGCCAUUAUUUUCUACAUUUAAUAUUUUAAUCCCGCGUAUAUAGUGGCAACAUUUGUAGCUGGUUCUUAAAUUAAAUUUUGGGCUGGCAACACUUUAUUGAGGAUGUCAUGUGUGUAAUGCUUUUGUGUAGCAUAAAAGUGCAUUUAUAUCUGUUGUAUCAAGAUUUCUACGGUUUCUGGAAAUAUACCGCCAUUACUGGAAAAAGAAAGAAGAAAGAGAUAGUGGCUAGUAUAUCUCGUUUACUCUGACAUCUUGUUGUUUUUUUACAUUAGGAGCAUUACAUACAUGUCUAGAAGCCUUUUAUUUAUUACACAACCAAAUUAAAAUGGAGCGGGCCUUAUGAUAAGUGAUCUUUUUAAUAAUUAUGUAACAUCGAGAUUUGUAGUCUGAAAUUGAAUUCGUGCGUGCUUUGUGAAAUGGGCUGUCGUUUUGCAUCAAAACUUUUUUUCAGACCAGUUGCCCACUACCACAGGUUUCAGUUAAAAUUAUCGACUUUCAUUGGUAGAGGCAAAACUGGGUCUUAUGGACAUUGUAAUAAAUAUGUCACAUUUUCUAAGCUUUUGUACGUAGUGAAAACGUGGUUUUAAAAUAGAUAUCUUUCAAUAUAUUCGUAACUAUAUAGAUACAGACCCUUUUUAAUCAAUACUUUAGAUAUGCCGCUAAUAAAAGAGUGAUUUCAAAAUAACAUAUCAACCUUCUGCUUCGUAAAAAUUUUUAAAUUCAUAUAUUACUGUAGGACAGGGGUUUUAAAUAAAUAGACAGUAUAAAUGCCAGUUCACGCUUUAAAACUAGCAAACAGGUAAUUGAAUUAAGUAUGUAUAGAAAUUUUGUACGUUUAAGGAACAGUAUUGCUAAAUUAAAACGAAUUUUAGUACAUUUUUGUGUCACAAAAUUAUUACGUUUAUUCUAAGGCUUUGCAAUAAAGAACUAGAAUAUUUUGUUAUAUUAAAAUGGUGUUGUGGAUUAUUAAUAUUAUUAUGAAUAUUGGACUUCAUCAACUACUAAUAUUUCCAGUAUUUUAUCUAAAUUUAUGUCCAAUUGAACUGAAAUCAUAGCAGCCAAAGUGUGCAGACUUAUAGGUACUCUAAUUAAGCAUUGUAUAUUAAACAAGACUUUACAAAACUGGCAAUACUAAUUUGAUAGCAGUGGAUAACACUACGGGAUUCUGCAUCCAACCUUCUUUGCACAAUAACCUCAGUGUUGCCAAUUAAUAAAGAGUCUUAGAUUUCUACUAUUAGAGAUUAUGUAUUGUUUUUCCUGUUUAAUAUGCAUUGGUGAUACUUUAAUGUUAAUAAAAAAUUGAGUAGUAUUAUUAUAUCGCUUCUUCUCUAAUUUAGAAAAGUAUAAAUAGUUACGCCAAAUUGUGAGAGAACUUGCUUGCUGGCAGAAUGUGGCAUUAUGUUGGCAGUGAAUAUUUAGCCAACAUUACAAUGCAAAAUUAAUAAAUAAAAGCUUUUAAAAACAAUUAUACUACAUUGUAAUCACAAUAUUACUGAAGCACAGUCAAUAUACUUUGACCUAUGGUUCAGCGCGGAGAGUGAGACGCCAAUAAGAUUGAACGAUUAUGAGUGAAAGAGAUAACUAUAAGUUUGUAGCGCACUUCAUACUGGUCAAGUUAUAUUGGCUGUAAACCUUCAUUUUUUACGUACAUCUGUGAUAAGCUUUUGAAAUGAAUGAACAACUUCAUAAUUGUAUUAUUAUAUUUUUGUUAUGUGUGUGGUAGCUAAAGUAUGUAUGGGACCAUAAAAAUGGUCGUUUCCUUUCAAAAGCGAAAUAAUUCCUAAAAUGAAUCUUGUUAGUUUGUAAAUAAGUUGAUUUAUUUAUUGUUAUAAUCUUCAUUUAAAUAUUUUAUUAUUUUAUCUGUGCGUCGAUUACGUUUAUGUGUUGAUAUUAGAAAAAGAUAUACAGUACCGCAUAAAUGUUUUUAAAAUUAUUAGAUUUGUUUAAAAUGCAUUUGAAUUGCAUUUUCCACAGAUUACAAUUUUAUUUAUUAUUGUUUAUUAAACUUGUCAAGUGAACUGCCAAAUAAAUAUUAUGAAACAUAAAUAAAUCCGUUAGGUAAAUCAUUAAUAUUUCUUUGGGCAUUUAAUCAUAUUUGCAAAUUUUGUAGUUUACUCAAUGCCAAAGUAAUUUAAAUCAUUUAUUGUAAAAAUAAAUGAUGGAUUUGUAUAAAAUGAUUACUUAUGUGCUAUAUGUAAAAUUGUUAGUCUUUUCUGUGGGUAUAAGUUAAUCCACUUGAUUUCAAGACAGCUAAAUGUUAUCUAAAGUCAAUUUUUGUCUUGAAAAUGGAAUGAUCUAUUUUUCUGCUCUCCCAUUAGUUAUUAAACCACACGAAUGGCUAACAAUAUCCAAUAAGAAUAAUAAGAGUUAUGUAAAUUCCAAUAAUACGUGUAUUCACAAACUCUUCCUUAGUAUUAAAUUAAUAGCCCUUUCUUUAAUAUUCAUAGACCGAAUAAAAGUCAAUAUUGGUACUUUCUAGUCAAAAUAAAUAUAUAUAGACAUGUCUUCAAUGUCUAAAAGGUGCACAGUCUUAUCAAAUUGGAUGUAUUUGUAAAAAUAUUUGCGAAUUUAUAUGUAUUUUACACAUACGUCAAUUUUGGUAAUGAUUGUAAAUCAAUCAGUCAAAAAUUAAACAUUAGUUUGAGAUUUUAAUUGUAGAUGUCUGGCAAGUUUGUAUGGAAAAAACAGUUGUGUCUACUUAGCUAAAAGGAUUCCAUUUGAUUCUGUAAUAAUUUCGCUCUUCAAACAUUAAACUACCUACUUACCUGUAUUAUUUUCAUUCCAUCAAGAAUUCAAGUUAUACCAAAUGGAAUCCUAGUCUUAUUUCAUUUCUUCCUCGAAAAUGUAUUGUUCUUGUUAUAUUUAUUUUUGUUUACACAGUUUGACAUUGUAUCUAAUUAAACCUUACUGUGUUUGUAUAAAGUUCGUAUUACAUUGCGUGGGAACCGAUGCAGGAAUUGAGGUGUAAUAAGCAUAAGAAAUGGAUUUAAAUGAAACAAUAUUUUGUAUAGAGGAACUGAUGUUGGUCUAGAUGUCGUCAAUAAAUAAUAACACUCAUAAAACUGCUGUUUUAUUGUAUUUAUAGCAUGUAGUCUAUCUAGUUCCUAGUAAUUACCUCACAGUCUCCUUAACCGAAACAAGAAAAGUAAAUUGAUGUAAGCUUUGACGCUUUUACUAUACCUACUCGGUCACGCAGAGUGAGCGCCCAAGUGGAAAUAUAACUAUUACUCUGGCAUCUUCUGAAUUUAUUCUUCAAAUCUGUGGAGUAACAUUCAGUCACAAUUCCUUAUUGGCGUGCUCCAAAAAUAGAUAUAAAAUGUGUACCUACCUAGUGAGUUUAGUGCAUUC